Molecule: messenger RNA, 849 nt
Organism: Entamoeba histolytica HM-1:IMSS
Lineage: Eukaryota; Evosea; Mastigamoebida; Endamoebidae
Exons: 1
Coding region: 1-849 (282 amino acids)
Source: RefSeq, a predicted model, not a curated record
AUGGAAAAAAAGACAGCUGUUGAAUUAAAAAGAAGUCACCAAGAAUAUAUCUUUGGACAAUGGGGACUUUUAAUACAAUAUAUCAUUUUAAUAGGUGGAAAUGUUGUGAUUUCAUAUCCAAAAAGAAAAAAAUAUAUUGAUAAAAGAAAUCAACUUGAUGUUAUCUGUGUAAACGUUGAAGGAAAAUGUUGGAAUGUCGAUGAUUUUACUCAAAAGGUUAUGACUGAUAUCAAUGAACUUCUUAAUAAAAAUGUAAUUAUUCCAAGAGAUAUACCAAGAACAAAAAGAAAAGACUUACAUGAUAUUAUGAAUAAUAAUAUUAUUAAGUGGGUUUGCCAGAGAAGUGAAAGAGAUGGUAUUAAAAUUAUAUAUAAGAAUGGAAAAUCACGAUCUAUAAGAAAAGAAAAAGAAAGUAAUCUUUAUAUUGAUGGAAUCGAGGUUAAUGGUAAAAUAUAUGAUAGAAAAUUUAUUAGAGAUUAUUUUGGUGAUUGGAUGCAAAAGGUGUUGAAAUACUUUGUUGAUAAAAACAAUAAGAAUAAACAUAUUAUAAUAUCAUUAGCAACUUUAUCUCGAGACAUUCUUCAUUCCAAUAAUUCCAUAAUUAAUAUACCUGAAAUUAAUACUUUAUCUGUUAGUGAAGAUGUGGAGUAUGAUAAAAACAAUGAAGAAUUGAAAUAUAUUUAUCCACAGUCUAUUAUAUCAUGUCCAUGUCAAGCUGAAGAAAAUACUUUCCAAAUGAUUCAAAAUGACCAAGAACAAUUUAGUUCUGAAUUAAAUGAAGUUAUUCCAUCAAGUAGUCACCCUGAAGACUUUAUUCAAAACUCCUUUAAGCAAGCAAGUCUUUUAUAA